AUGGACCAUUCAUCUUCCUCACGCCGUCGACAGGAUGUUGAUCAGCAGCACCGAAGACGCAGAGAUUUCUCGAAUAGUUCUUUUGAGAGAACUUCGAGCAACAUACAACUGAGCCCAGAAAGGGAAUUUCGUCCGUCUCUCAGAGACAUCAAAAUCAGUGACAACGACUUUGAAGUUUUUUAUGGAGAAGAGCCGGUAGCGGUUCUUCCAGCAGGGACGGAUGCCCCAGACGUUGCGGCAUCUUACGACACAAGAACUACCUCAUUGCGAACGCCAUCUCGACUGAGUGACGAAUACAUUUCGGAGAAAAACACCCCAAAAAUACCCAGUUUCGUUGAAGCAAUUGAAAAUGAUGGAGGAAAAGCUGAACAAGUCGAGGAGGCCGGACUGUCGUGGACGGUGACUCUCCCGACUAAUAACGAACAAAGCAUGCUUUACACAAAUCUCACCGAAUCAAACUCAGUUUGGAAAGUAGAAAAAAGCUACGACAAAAAGAUUGGCACAACAAGUCUUGAAUCAAUAUAUUCAAUUAAAUAUUCCAUCAGUGAGAUGGGACAAGGAAAAGUUACAAUUUUCUGCCCACAAGGCCCUCUCAGGGACGAUGAAAAUUUGGCAGUAGUGCAAGCCAAGUGGCUCCAUGUUCAGCGUUCUUCAAUGAGCGUCAAAGUUCUGGAAAAACUGGUCAUGGACUGCCCAAUAAUUAACGCAGACAUUCGAAGAGUUGCCAUUUUACUACUUGAGGCCGUCGAAAGGUCAUUUUUCCGAGAGUCUGAAAAUGGUGCGUAUAUUGAGCCGGGUUCGGUUUUGCGUUAUGCGGGCACCCGCCACACGCCUCAUGAUUCGCACAGCUUUGUGGCCACGGAACCCGUUGUGUUUGUUGCUUUCCCAUUUGUGGAGCUGGCUUCAUCAAGAAAUAACCAUGGAUCUCAUGAAAGAGACGAAUACUACCCUCGAACGCUCCUACAGAAUCUUUACGGAUUUGAUGUCGUCACAAGUCAGGGCAAGCAUCAAGUGAUACAUAAGAUGCCGGUCGGCAGUCAACCAAAUGAUACCUUGUUUGUCAAUCAAUUGUGGUGCCUUGUGAUAGGUUCAGAUAUCUUGAUUACAAUGUCAGACAGGCCUGCAUACGACAUGCUUGGUGACACGAUCGAGAAACGUACCGACUACUUCAGGCAACCGUUAAGAAUCGAGAUUGUUGAUAUCGAUGGCUUUCAACACAGCAUGAGUAUAUCAUCAAAGACCACAUGGGUGGAUUUCUUUCGGCAUGUUAUAUUCACUGUUCAUGGUAAUCUCAUUAGCAUCAUGGACUAUGAGCUGGUUGACCGGGCAGACGAAGUUGUAACGGCGGAAAGAUGGGUUGAACUCGCAAAAGCAACGAGACCAUCCCUGCUCAAGUUUUAUCUUGUUGAAAGAAAGACUCCAGUAUCGCGCUCGUCGAGUGUUUCUAGUCGAAGAAGCAGUCGCUCGGGCAUUAAAAGGCUUUUGUUGCUGGAUUAUGCACGCCGUGACCAUCGCCGCAACUCAAAAUCCAGCAUACUGCGACAUCAUGAUGGAAGACAUGAUGAAGAUUCGUCUUCUAGUGAAAGAAAAGCGGUAUCUAAAAGGGCCGCAACACCAGGACGGGCAAGGUAUCCAAGGUCUCCCACUGAUACUCAAUGGUACGACGAGCCAACUGAGGAGAAAUACCAACGACCUAGAGGGCAAACAGAUUCUUACUCGGAAACGAAUAACCCAGUUUUUUAUCCGCCAUCCGCCGCUACAAUAAAAACCAUAGAUAGCAGUGACGAAAGUUAUUCAGAGGCCGACGGGACAUCUCCCUCCAAGCGCGAUUCUCCAGAUGUUGACAAUGCUUAUAAGGAUGCAAAAGACUCAAUUGAAGAUGAAACCUCUCCGUAUAACGUAUUUACACCAUCAGAGCACCGGCGGCCAUCAUCUUCCGGUAAUGUCUAUGAUGAUAUCCGCCACGCAUGGUCUCCAACAAGGUAUGACCAUUCUUCAAUUAACAAAGAACAGCCUCCUGCAAGCGACUUUGAAGAGAGAGGAGAAGACAUCACAAGCCUCGAAGACAAUUUUUCAUACUUGCAUGAUGACGAUAAAAAUGAGACAUCAAAAGAAAACACCGUAGAUGUGCUAUUGUCAGAAGAUGGGAUCAGCUCCACCAAGAAUUUCGGCAUUCAAAUGGGUGAUGAAGGGGCUAGCAAAUAUAUUGAGACAUCUGCAACCCAAUCAAAAAAACCUGCCACAGCAUAUCAAAAAGUCCAGGUAGAGGACGGGUCGGAGUCUUCUGAAGAAGACAAUGUAGAUGUAUAUGCAUACCUCGGUCUAGCUCGCGCUACUGCGGCGGAUACAACUACCGAGUUGAACGUGGCGGAUGAUGCGAUGCUAAAGGAUGAGAAUGAUAAUUCUCAUCCGAUAAUUUCGACUGAACUGGAGAAUCGGGAAAAUGCACCAGAGAAAAGAGAUAUUCUUCGAAAUAGUGCCGUCUUUCCACAGGGUGUUUCACAUGACGGGGUUUACUCACGAUCUCGUUCUGUCUCAAGUUCAACUGACGAUUCCUUCCAUUCGCGUGGAAGAAGCCGUACAAGGAGACAACGGCCAUGGAGAUGGGAUAGUCCAGGAUUGUUCCAUAAUUCUUCUUCUUCACCACCUGGUGUGCGUUUUCACCCUCAAGAACGGAACUCAAGUGACAAGGACAACCUAGAAAUGUCCCCCUACGGAAGUUCAAAUGCAACCAAGGUAGAUGCAUUGCCUAUACAAACAGCUGUACCGUUCUUUUUCUGGAGACAAACCAGCAUAUCAAGUACAUUCUCAUCUCACGACACUCCAGAGCAGAUUCUUAUUAAGCUUCUUGAUCAAAUUGAUGAACGGAUUUCCGACGACCCUAUUAGCAAGUACUAUUCGAAAGUACCAGAACUCACUAUGGAUGAUGUCUUGAUGAGACAAGAAUCCCUUUACGAAGCAGGCUUGGAGAAGGGCUCGAAUAUUGGUCAAGAUGAAUCCAGUCAAUCGAAUAAGUUGGGUGUUCCAGGAACAAUUGAUUUGAGAACGACCAGCAUCUUCACCCUCCAUUCUGCUGAAAACCAAGCCGAAGCAAUGAACAAACUUGGCGAUAAGAACAAUGUUGAAAGUGUGGAAGCACUGAGCACCAAUUUAGCUCACCAGGCCAACGAUCAAAUGAAGAAACAAGAUCAACUUCUUUGGGAAGAGAGCCAAAGGGAACACGAUUCCGAAUGCACUUAUAUCAUACGAAAUUUCUCAAGCCAAGUUAAGAAAUCACAUGUCCAAAGACGAAAGCCAGCAUCAGGAAAGAUACAUUAUCUGGUUUGUGGAGAUUGCAAGGCCGCAAAGCCUUACCAAUCGGCAAAAGAUGCCCUGGACCAUUUACACGAAAAGCACAUUGACUGCCAGCAUAAUAAUUCUGAGAGGCCAUAUGACGACCCUUGCUAUGUAUGGCUACAUCGCAUUUGGCAUGAUGGAUACCCCAUGCGAAGCUCAAGAGAUGGACUCUUGGGCAUUAUGGGAGAUUUCAUAGAGGAGCUUUCAUAUAUCUGCAACUACGUGAGAGAGUUGCACAAUAUGACGACAAGAGACUCCUCAACGGGUGAUGCAGCACCAACACCGCCCUUGUCGGUGAGUAUUACUCACUCGUUUCAACAAAUUGUCAAAAUGUUCGUCUUUCGGUCCAAGCAGCUGUCUCUCAUCAACCGGCGGCGAAGUUUAGUUGGUGGAAGCUCGCUUGAGAACUUUCCGCUGGUUCAACGAAUCGAUCGGAAGAUUGAUGAACUCUUGUCCCUAGAAAUGGAUGCGAACGAGCGCAUCAUAGAUCUCUUAGAAAAUGCCAAGAAAGACAUCUUUCUAUCUGGUAUUGGAUCUCAUUCCGAGAUGCUUGAGGCUGAGACUGUUCGAGUCCAAUUUCUUGCCUUGGCCUUCAUAUCAGGGAUCCAGAGGCCUCUGCUGCAGCCAUCUUUUACGGGUCGCUCUUAUGUAAAGGAUACACUUUUACAACUCUAUAAAGAUUACACAUCUCGACUUCAUUUCCAAGCCAAUAAUCGACCUCGAAAACGAGUCUUCUUAGAUAUACACAGCCUCGAAGAAGAGCUUCAAGCACUGGAUAAAUUGGUAGAUAGCCAAGAGAGCUGUCUCUAUAAUGUUCUGACCCUCAUCGACCCUCUCACCUCUCGUUACACUACAGAGACGCGAGUUAGAGAAUUCCGAGCAGAAGUCCAGUAUGGCAAUGUUCAAUUGCACCAAUUAAUAGAAAGACGGCGAGAAAUUGACAACUUGGCGACAAGAUUAUGGAUACUGAAAGAUCAAGUGAAGCAAACCAUUGAAAUCAUGGAAGAAGACCACGGAAAAGCGAUCAGAGUUUUUACCGUCGUUACGCUAUUUUUCCUGCCGUUGUCAUUUGUUUCGAGUUUCCUUGGCAUGAAUACGGCUGAUGUGAGGAAUUCAGAGUGGAAUCAACAGAUAUUUUGGGUAACCGGAAUACCAAUGACGAUAGCAGUUCUAUCGCUGGCAUUUAUUUAUGGCUACAAAGGAGAAGAGAUCCGUGAUUGGAUGUUGCAAGACCGAGGCCAUCAAUAUUCGUCAUCAACAUUCCACGAUAUGAACAGUCAGAUAUCGCUUGAAGCGCGAUGGAAAGAGUGGAAUCCAGCGGCGACAGCGAAGCAAAACAUAACAGAGAGAAGAGCCUUUGGGUCUCUGAUAAGAAGCAAAAUAAAGAAUACAUCUGGAUGGAAGCGCAACAGUAACGAAAGUUUCAAGGGGCCUGAUGGGUCUGAUGGGAGGCAUUUAAUAAGGAGACGAAACACUGAAGACAGUCUGGCGCCUAUGAGACGCUCAUGA
Trichoderma virens Gv29-8 is the source of this 4845-nucleotide messenger RNA. RefSeq lists its product as uncharacterized. Gene Ontology annotation, molecular function: metal ion transmembrane transporter activity. Bases 1 to 4845 code for a protein of 1614 amino acids. Gene Ontology annotation, biological process: transmembrane transport; metal ion transport. Gene Ontology annotation, cellular component: membrane. Lineage: Eukaryota; Fungi; Ascomycota; Sordariomycetes; Hypocreales; Hypocreaceae. The record is from RefSeq and is a predicted model, not a curated record. The transcript is spliced from 5 exons.